Amorphotheca resinae ATCC 22711 is the source of this 1032-nucleotide messenger RNA. RefSeq lists its product as hypothetical. The record is from RefSeq and is a predicted model, not a curated record. Gene Ontology annotation, cellular component: endoplasmic reticulum tubular network. Lineage: Eukaryota; Fungi; Ascomycota; Leotiomycetes; Helotiales; Amorphothecaceae. The annotation marks the transcript as partial. The transcript has 3 exons. Gene Ontology annotation, biological process: endoplasmic reticulum tubular network organization.
AUGGUAUCCCUUUGGCCUUUCAAGGGCGAGGACAACUCCCCAGCCUCAUUCGAAAAGGCCUUGUCUGCGUUGGCAGCCAAGAUAUCAAAGUCGCAGACCCAGCUCAGCUCUCUACAGCAGCGAGGGCGUCGUCUAAAGGCAUUGUGGACUCUCUACAGCAGCUUCGCCUACCUUCUUUGCUUCAUCAUUCUGUUUCUGGUGGUGGGCUGGCGGAACUGGACUGCCUUGGAAUAUACCGCUGUUGCUGGAAGCCCAUUGGCCAUCUGGCUUAUUCGCAGUGGGAUUACUGCAUACUAUAACCUCCGGGUGGACAUCAUCACGCAGAGACUAGAGGAUCAGCGAGCAGAACGCGCGAAGACAAUUGAGAAACUGAAGGCGGCAACAAAGUACGAUUCUACUCAGGAAUUGCUUGAGAAGUAUGGGGGCGCACCGCCCAAACCUAAGCCCAAGCCAGAAAGGAAAAGCACACCUUCGACGAGUUCAAAACAAGCACAGAAGCAGCCACAAAGAACAUCUCUGGGACCCCCUCCACCGACUGCCAAUAUUCCAAGACCUGAUAAUAUGCCACCACCCAAUCAGAUCAUAAGCCAGCCUUCAACUCCCCAGCCGUUUCGGAGACAGUUUGAUCCCUACGCCGCUCCACCUCCCGCGUUCGCCAGUCCACAAGCCGAAUUUGCACCCAACGCUUUCCCGGCCCCUCCACAAUACGCUCUUGGUGAUUCUACGAAUCUCGACGGACACUGGUACGACAGGGUACUGGAUUUACUCCUAGGUGAAGAUGAGACGUCGCCGAAAAACCGCCUGGUGUUGAUAUGCCAGAACUGUCGCCUCGUCAACGGCCAAGCUCCUCCGGGAACCAAAACCCUUUCAGAUCUAGGAAAAUGGAGGUGUUUUGGCUGUGGUACGCUCAAUGGCGAGGAGGACGAGGCCGUGAAAGCAGUCAAGGAAAUGAAAGAAAGGAUCACGGAGACGCAUGAUGAGUCGACAUCAGCACCGGAAAGUAAAAGCGAGUUGGGAUCAGAUGCUGCGGAA